Messenger RNA from Caenorhabditis remanei, 2271 nucleotides. RefSeq lists its product as uncharacterized. Bases 1 to 2271 code for a protein of 756 amino acids. Lineage: Eukaryota; Metazoa; Nematoda; Chromadorea; Rhabditida; Rhabditidae. The record is from RefSeq and is a predicted model, not a curated record. The transcript has 9 exons.
AUGCAAUUCGCCGUUGUCCCAUUCGUUUUCUUUUCUAUUUUCUAUACUGCGUUUGCUGCAAGCACUCCAGUAUGCACAAAUGGAUUCACCUUAAUCAAUAACAAAUGCCUAAAGCUGUAUACAACUCCUGCAAGUUACUCCGCAGCCGAAGAAUCUUGCCGAAGCGUUGGAGCCACAUUAGUGACUGUCAAAAAUGCAAAUGAUAAUCAAGCGAUCACCACUAUUGUGGGAUCCACUGUUUCUCUUGUAUGGAUGGGUUUGUAUUGUCUGGACAAUGAUCCUUCUAAGUGCUUAUGGGACGAUUCUACUGGAUCCGCAGGGAUGUACAGUAACUUUGCAAGUGGUUUCCCACUUGUCAAUAUUGGAAAAUGUGUCUACUACUCUGUGCGAGGAGUAUUAGCAGGAAAAUGGGUUAGCGGAGAUUGUGACAACGAUCCAACAGCAUUCGUUUGUGAAUUGCCGUAUACUAUUGCAGAUAACUGUGCUUACAAUUACAACGGAUUUUGUUAUUCCAUUCAUAGCUCGGCUGCAUUUGUUCAAGCACAAGAGACAUGUGAAAAAGAGUGCGGAAAUCUUGUUUCAAUAACUUCUGAAAUGGAAAACCGAUAUGUUUCCACGAUAGGAAGUCGCGGGAUAUCUUCAGAUUAUUUACUCAUUGGAGCAAUGUGGCCGUGGUCCGACAUGUUUGCUUGGGUUGAUGGAUCUGUUUGGAGUUACAAUAACAUAGAUCCAUCCAACACUCCCAAUAGUGGUACUUGUAUGGUCAUUGUGAAUUCAAGAGCAAGCUCCAAAGCAUUUGGUUUUUGGGAGGGUACCACUUCCAGUAAUGCUUGGCCUUUCAUUUGCAAACGUCCUGCUGGAGCUCAGUGUCCUCCGAACCAGCCAUUGGUUAAGGUCACUCCUGUUCCAAACCAGCCAUCAUAUUGUAAUUCUGCACUCCUUCUUGCACCUGGAGUCAUUACAUCCCCCAAUUAUCCACACAACUAUGAUAACAAUCACUUCUGCUCUUACCAAUUGGCCACUCUAGGAUCCUACAAGAUUCUUCUCAAAUUUGACGAGUUUAUCACUGAAUCAAAUGAUGAUAUCGUUAGAGUUUACGAUGGCGACUCUUCGGAUAAACCUCUAUUGGGAACUUACAGUGGAAACUUGAACCCAUUCAGUUUAGUUUCAACUGGAAAUACGAUGUAUGUCACAUUCAAGACUGAUGCGUUCAACAAUUUUCAAGGAUUUUCUGCCAGGUUUUUGUCGUAUUCCGGAAGUUAUGCCACAGCGGAAGCAUCUUGUCGGAGCGUUGGAGCAACAUUAGCGACUGUUAAAAAUGCAAAUGAGAAUCAAGCGAUUGCCACUUUUGUGGAUCGCAGGGUUGAAGCUUUAUGGAUAGGUCUGUUCUGUUUUGAGAAUGAUCCCUCAAAAUGUUUAUGGGACGAUGGUACAGGAUCAGCAGGAAUAUACAGUAAUUUUGCAAGUGGUUUCCCACGCGUUGAAGUCGGUAAAUGUGUCUAUUAUUCGGGACGUGGAGUGUUGAUGGGACAAUGGAUUAGCGGGGACUGCCUGGGGCUGCAGAAAGACAUACAAUCUCAUGUGUGUGAAUUGCCCCCUACAAUGAAAGAUAACUGCGCUUACAACUACAACGGAUUUUGUUAUUCCCUUCAUAGCCCCGCUUCAUUUGUUGACGCCCAAGAGGCAUGUGAAAAAGAGUGCGGGAAUCUUGUGUCAAUAACUUCUGAAAUGGAAAACAGAUAUGUCUCCAUAAUAGCAAGUAAUGGAACAUCUUCAGACCGUGCAUAUAUUGGAGCAAUGUGGCCAUCGCCUGAUUUUUUAUCUUGGAUAGAUGGAUCCGUUUGGAGUUAUAAUAAAGUGGUCCCUUCUAUAUCACGUGGCAGUGCCAACUGUAUGGUCCUUUCAACUUCAACAUUGACCGCCGAUCCGUUCGGUUUCUGGACAAACACCAAUUGCAAUAGUGUUUGGCCUUUUAUUUGUAAACGUCCUGCUGGAACUCAGUGUACUCAGAAUCCACCAGUGGUUACAGUCACUCCAGUGCCUCCAACUCAAUCUUUUUGCAACGCGGGACUACUCCAAGCACCCGGCGUCUUCACAUCCCCCAAUUAUCCACAAAAUUAUGACAACAAUCUAUUCUGUUCUUACCAAUUGGCCACUCUAGGAUCCUAUAAGAUUCUUCACAAAUUCACCGAGUUUAUCACUGAAGAAAUGAUCAUACAGUGGCAAUCUGGGCUUAUUCACUGUAAAUGGGUCCGUCACGUGGGUACCUAG